Linum tenue is the source of this 858-nucleotide messenger RNA. The record is from the annotation of a GenBank genome assembly. NCBI's taxonomy places the organism in Eukaryota, Viridiplantae, Streptophyta, Magnoliopsida, Malpighiales, Linaceae.
AUGGCGCCAUCUGCCUCCAGACCAGCUUCCCAGCUCAGGUUCAUACAGCACAAGCAGGAGGCAUUUUGGUUCUACAGGUUCAUCUCGAUUCUGUACGACCAAGUGCUCAACCCUUGCCAAUAUACCGUGGCCAUGAGGGAGGACGCCCUCGAGGCCGCCGAUCUCAGCGACCGGAGCAUGGUCGUGGUGGAUGUCGGCGGCGGUACCGGUUUCACGACGAUGGGGAUUGUGAAGCGCGUUGAUGCCAAAAACGUCACCGUUUUGGACCAGUCGCCGCACCAGCUGGUGAAAGCUAUGCAGAAGGAGGCUCUGAAGGAGUGCAGGUUCUUGCUGGGCGAUGUUGAGGACCUGCCCUUUCAGACUGAUUAUGCAGAUAGAUAUACUUCUGCUGGGAGUAUUGAGUACUGGCCCGAGCCACAGCGCGGGAUCAGAGAGGCAUACAGGGUGCUGAAGCAGGGUGGAAAAGCAUGCCUGAUCGGCCCGGUUUAUCCUACAUUUUGGCUUUCUCGCUUCUUCGGCGAUGCCUGGAUGCUGUUCCUGAAGGAGGAAGAGUACAUCGAGUGGUUCACCAAGGCUGGGUUUGAGGACGUUCAGUUGAAGAGAAUCGGCCCAAAGUGGUACCGCGGUGCUCGCCGGUACGGACUCGUAAUCGGAUGUGCUGUUACCGGCGUCAAACCUGUGCCUGGAGAUUCUCCUCUGCAGCUUGGUCUGAAGGCCGAGGAUGUGUCGAGGCCUGCAAGCCCGUUUGUGUUCCUGAUGCGCUUCGUUCUGGGCACCAUGGCGGCAAUAUAUUAUCUAUUGGUACCCAUCUACAUGUGGAUCAAAGAUGUAAUUGUGCCCGGAUGUAUGCCCAUCUAA